Malassezia sympodialis ATCC 42132 is the source of this 2166-nucleotide messenger RNA. RefSeq lists its product as uncharacterized. Gene Ontology annotation, biological process: microtubule-based movement. The record is from RefSeq and is a predicted model, not a curated record. Lineage: Eukaryota; Fungi; Basidiomycota; Malasseziomycetes; Malasseziales; Malasseziaceae. Gene Ontology annotation, molecular function: ATP binding; microtubule binding; microtubule motor activity.
AUGCCUGCCGCGCGUGGUGUGUAUGGCAGCUCACCAACGCGUGCGGUGCGUGCCAAGGUGACCGAAGGCCUCCCUGUGCGCACACGAGCCGCUACCACCACCACGUCUACAAAAGCAAGUGACCCGCCUCCGGGUCGUUUGUAUCGGCAAGUACGUCCACUGGACCGUCCCGCCCACGCACCCAUUCCUCGACCGCCUGCGACCGAGCGAAUUGAUGUGGCAACUCUUGAGAGUGAAGUGGGCGAUGGCUCAUUUGUAUUGGAGCCUGACGAUAGACAUGGACCUGACUCAGUGCAGGUGCAUGUGCGACUACGCCCGACAACAGAUGACGAGGAAUGUGCGUGGCAGACAGACGAGAGGAAUGCAACACUGAUGCUCGACGACCGUCUUGCUGCUACCAAAGGUCCGCCUCAUGUAGGCGUGUCGUACCAGUUUGACGGACUGCAUACGGGAAGCUCGAAUGCUGAUAUUUAUGCAACGCUGGCACGCCCAUUGGUGCAUUCCGUGCUCCAUGGGUAUCAUGGUGUAAUAUUUGCUUACGGUCAAACAGCUAGUGGUAAGACAUUUACGUUGUCCGGUGACGAGGCCGGCCUAGAGCCAGGAGUAAUCCCUCGUGCGGUACAGGACCUCUUCCAGGGUAUCUGUCAGGGCUCGGCGCAGCGCGAGUUCCUGCUGCGUGUAAGCUAUUUGGAGAUAUGGAAUGAAGUUGUCAAAGAUUUGCUCGAGCCCAGUAACCAGCCACAGGUGCGCGAUGAUCGCCGGCGUGGCACACAUGCUGUGUCAGUUGCACCGCUCCAUGAGGCUGUGGUAACUUCGCCUGCCCAGGUAUUCAAGCUGUUAGCGCGCGGUGAGGCCAAUCGCCACAUGGGUGAGACGGACUGGAAUGAGCGGUCCUCACGCAGCCACACCUGCUUCAAAAUCACAGUGGAGUCGUGGGACCGCACGCCUGGCGCGCGUCGUCCGUACCGACUUAGCGAGCUCUCGCUCAUUGAUCUGGCAGGGUCGGAGCGGUACUCGGCGCAGCGCACGCACCGCCGUGCCGAGGGCGGCAACAUCAACAAGAGUCUUCUGAGUCUCGGUAAGGUCAUCUAUGCCCUCUCCGAGAAGCAGGCACGAGCGCCGGGCAGUGCAGGAACCGUGCACAUACCGUAUCGCGACUCGAAGUUGACCCGUAUUCUGCAAAACAGUUUGAGUGGUCAAGCACGCAUCGCCGUGGUAUGCACGCUCAAUCCCAGCCCUGCUAUGGUUGAUGAGAGCCUCGGAACUCUCAACUUUGCACGGCGGAUCAAGCACGUUGCGGUGCGGGCGGAGGUGAAUGAGUUCGAGGGCGAGGUGGCCAGCGCUGGCGCGGCUGCGCCCUCAUCACCUGUGCUGCUUGCGCGUUACCGCGAAGAGAUGGAUGCCUUGCGUGCGCAAGUGGACAGGCUACAGGGUCCUCGCGCCGUGACCAACAAGGGACAGCCCUCGCUGCAUGCAGUGCAGGCACGUCUGGACGAGUUGGGCGCGCUGAUCCUGCAUGGCGGUACACCGAUGCCCGACUCGGACACAUGGCAUCCUGUAUCGCCGGCCAAGCAACGUGGCUUUACCCUGGACGAUCCGCUACCGCGCGUGCAGGAAAAGCUGCAUGCAGCAUUGACCAAGAUCAGCCGUCUGGAGCGCAAGCUCGCAGCGCGACUUUCUCUCCCUGGAGACGCGCAGUCACGCGACGAAGGAAAGGAUAUGCUUAUUCGCGAUCUCAUGCAGCAGGUGCGCGAGCUUGAGACGGUGUGUGAGGCGCAGGUUCGCGAUGCGCCCCAGCCGAUGCGCGAGGAAGUUGAGGCGGAGUGGGCGGAAUUAGUGGCCGCGGCACAGGCCGAGACCCAGGGGCGCGACGCGUUUAUUGCCGAGCUACAUGCCGAGUGUGCGCGUCUGCGACGUGCGAACGAGGCACUGACGCGUCUAGUACACGAGCAAACGGCCGAUAUGGUGCAGCAGCUGUCCGCCAAGGAGAACGAGAACCGUGCUUCGCGACCGGUUCUUUCGCUGUUUGCUCCGCAGCUGCGUCCGGCCACGGUUCUGGGAACACAUGCACCGCCCGCGACCGACCUCAGUAUCGACGACUCGGCGAGUGAGCGCCUAUCGACGAGUGAUGUAGACGAACUGCUAGAGGAGGCAGAUUCCUUGUAG